AGCCGGAUCUCUUAUCAGUUGGAGAUUAUAAAUUUAGGUAAGCGAGGCUGCUGGACUCACUUGGAUUCUGAUAGUGCGAGGGUCGGUGCCGCGUCCUCUUUGACGGACUGGAAUAUUGAAACCUUUUGCUUACAGGAGAGAAAGGUUCGACAUCCUUACCUAAUCAGCGGUGAUGGACGAAAAGGGAGCUAACUCCUACCGGUUGGCGGAGGGGGGAAACGGGGUCGUACCCAGUGUAUCCUACAAAAGUUCACAAAAGAUGACGGGACGGGAGAAGGUGAUGCUGUGUUUCUCCGUCUUCCUCGCCAUCUGCACCUUCACCCUCAUCAUCGGCCUUGUUGUCAAACUAGAGAUGAAGACAACGUCGGACUGCUCCUCUGGGUCUCCAAGCAGCGUGUCUCCGAAUGGCCAGGGCACCGCACAGAACCAGGGACAGGGGCCCCAAACACAAGUUUCCCCCAGACCAACACCAGCCCCGCAAAGUACAGGCACACCAGCGACAUCGGGUGGACGAGCAGCAUGUACUUCGAAAGAUUGCGUCAGGGAAGCUGCCAGUCUAAUAAAUGCGAUAGACUUCACCGUUGAUCCCUGUGACAACUUCUAUGAGUUUGCCUGCGGGAACUGGAUGCGGAGUCGAACUAUCCCGGACGACAAGUCGGCCUACCAGAGGUUCACGGAGGUUCGAGACAGCGUCCAGCUCAAACUGAAAGUUGAGUUGGAGAAACCAAUCACUUCCACGGACAUCGAAGCUGUUCGAAAGGUCAAGGUCAUGUACAAGUCCUGCACCAAUGAAGAUGUGAUCACCAAGCGGGGACUUCACGUGACGGAACCACUGCUGCAGGAGCUUGGCGGGUGGCCGGUGACGGGUGGGUGGGACGAGUCCAAGUUUAACCUUGUUGACCUCCUGGUGAAACUCGGCCUCUACAACAACAUGGUCCUCAUCGACACUGGCGUCUCCCCCGACGACAAAAACUCCUCUGUCCAUAUCAUAGUGAUUGACCAGGCCCAGCUUGGCAUGCCGUCACGUGACUACUACCUCAAGCCGCGAGGCGACAACCACAUCAUGGUGUACCAGAACCUGGCGACAGAGGUCGCCGUCCUGUUUGGCGCUGAUCGGACACAGGCUGAACAACAGAUGAAAGAUAUGGUGGACUUUGAAAUCACCAUUGCCAAUCUGACUGUGGCCCAAGCUGAGAGAAGAAACAUGGACAAACUCUACCACCGCAUGAGUGUCAGUGAACUGACAGCCUCCAUUCCCGGGUUUGACUGGCUAGGGUAUCUCAAGGGCGUAUUCGAGCCAUUCAACCAGACCAUCACAGCCUCCGAGCAGGUCGUGGUGUACACGCCUGACUAUAUCAAGAACAUGCUUCAAGUCAUCAAGAAAACCCCUUCCAAAACAGUGGUCAAUUACCUGAUGUGGCGUAUCAUGAUGAAUCGUGUGAACAACUUGGACGAGCGGAUCCGUGACAUCCAGCGAGACUACAACAAGGUCAUAUUCGGAACCAAACGCAUGCCGCCAAAAUGGAGGAUGUGCGUGGACUACGUCAACAACAACAUGGGCGACGCCGUGGGCAGACUCUUCAUCGACAACUACUUUGACAGGAAAGCCAAGCAAAAUGCUGUCACGAUGAUCCGCUACCUGAGGGACUCCUUCGAGAACCUACUGCGGAAGGCGACCUGGAUGGAUGAGCAGACCCGGAAAUACGCCCUUCAUAAGGCCGAGGCAAUAUUGGAGGAGAUCGGUUACCCUGACAACAUGCUGAAUGACACCAUUCUCAACGAUGAGUAUGGGGAUGUGGAUUUCAACGAGACGACGUAUUUUGAGAAUGUUCUGACGCUAAUGAAGGACCGCGUCAGAGACAACGCCUGGUAUCUGCGCCGCCUGGUGGACAGGGAAGAGUGGACGACAACCCCCGCCAUUGUUAACGCCUUCUACAGCCCCAACAGAAACUCCAUCACAUUCCCCGCGGCUAUACUGCAGCCUCCAUUCUACAGCAAGGAAUACCCCAUGUCCCUUAUUUUCGGCGGAAUAGGAAUGGUCAUUGGUCAUGAAAUCACGCACGGCUUUGAUGACGAAGGUCGCCAGUACGACAUGGUGGGGAACUUCCAUCAAUGGUGGACCAACUCCUCUUUGGCCAAGUUCACCAAUUUAGCCAAGUGCUUGGUGGACCAGUAUUCCAGCUUCUCCAUUAAGGAAGAUCAUGUGAAUGGCAAGAUGACCCUUGGGGAAAACAUGGCGGACAAUGGCGGAAUCAAGGCAUCCUUCGAGGCUUACCGGAAGUGGGUGUCCGAAAACGGAGAAGAACCGCCACUUCCGGGUUUGGAACUAUCACAUGAGCAGCUGUUCUUCGUCAACUUUGCUCAGGGAUGGUGUUCAUUGAGCACUGAUGCGGCUCUUCACAACCAGAUCAUCACCGACCCCCACAGUCCCUCCAAGUUCAGGGUUAUCGGCACAGUGUCAAAUUCGGACUACUUCAGAGAUGCCUUUAAAUGCAGUCCCAAAACCAAAAUGAAUCCGGACAACAAGUGUGGCGUGUGGUGAUUGGCUUAGACAUGGAGCAGUCUGAUUGGUUGAAAGUUGGCGCAAUGUGAUUGGUUCACAUCUACAUGGCAAUCGUGUGUUGUGAAAAACUGAUAUUUCAACAGUGUGGAAAAAACUGUGAUUGCGAACAAUUACUUGAAUGGAUAAUGGUGAUUCCACAUGUCAAAUCACUCAAUUGACGAAUUGUGUUUUAUGGGGAUGAUGUAUUCUUGAAAAUCGAACAGGAACAUCACAUCAGUUUAGAUUACAAGACAAGGAAAGAAAAUUCGCUUCGUACAAUGAACACUCUCAUUAAAAUCAGAUCUGAAUUCUUGCUGACCCUAAACAAAGAUCUGAGGACAUUCCAUGCUUUCUGAUUGGCUAAUAUCGACUUCUUGUUUGUCUUUUCAUUGGUCGGUCAAAGUUCGCGAAAGGUCGUCGACGUGAUAGGACGUCCUGAGAUAUUUGUUUAUGGGUAUCGAGAACUAAGAUUUGAUUUUAAUGAGAUUGUGAAAUGAAACAUGAAGAAAGGUGACUAAAUGUAUGUUAUAUAUACACAUACUGAUGAAAUAAAAUAACGGAACAUGUAACAAAUGUUUCAUAUCGACAUUAUUAAGACAAACAGUAAAAUACAUGGGCGGAUACAGAGGGGGGGGGGGGGGGG
This is a messenger RNA of Haliotis rufescens (red abalone), 3185 nucleotides long. Its product is annotated as endothelin-converting enzyme homolog. The transcript has 25 exons. The record is from RefSeq and is a predicted model, not a curated record. Gene Ontology annotation, cellular component: plasma membrane. The coding region runs from base 173 to 2542 and encodes 789 amino acids. Gene Ontology annotation, biological process: protein processing. Gene Ontology annotation, molecular function: metalloendopeptidase activity. NCBI's taxonomy places the organism in Eukaryota, Metazoa, Mollusca, Gastropoda, Lepetellida, Haliotidae.